CCUCGACAGUCGUCAACGAGCAGCUAUACCGGACCUUUCGGACCAAUCUGCGGGCCUCAUCUGAGCUUAGAUUCGGAAUUUGCUGGCUUUGUUUGCUAGCGGGCAGCCGUGAACGCGCGAAGGGGAUGCUCGUAUCGACGGCCUAGUGCAAUGGCGUCAAUCGUUUCUCCGUACUCGACUCCCCCGCCAAUACGUUCUAAUGUGAUCAAGAAUCCACCGGAAUCCGUACCCAGCACGGAUGACCUGGAGGCCGCGCAGGCGGAACUUCAGAUUCUGAAACUGAAGUCUAUGGAAUUCAUGUCUAAGGUGGUAGCGGAUUACAAGACAUUGGACGAGUCCAGGAGGUUUAUCAAGGAGAAAGAGAAGCAGAAGGGGAAGCGGAAGGAGGAGAAGAUCAAGAAGGAGCGCGGAUUCACCCCCAUGGCGGUUGAUUCUGAAGAGCGCGCCUUGUCUGUGAAUCGCACUCGAUUUCCCUCGGUGGCGUCCUCUACGUCCGCUCCGCAGUACAUCAAGAGGCCCUCACUGGAUAGCCUGAAGACUUCGUCGGAUCUUCUCAAGAAGAAGAAAAAACGGAAGCGAGAGUUCGGUGACAGCGACGGAGAGCCCGAACCACAACGCGCGCGUAAGGUAUCGCCUUCCCCGUCGGUAGUAUCCAGCAACAACCAGAAAGCGAUGAAAGCACCUCCAGCCGUAUCCGCUAAGCUUCCGAGUGGUCAGGACUUCACGCUUCCUGCUCCGGUGACACUAGUACCUCCCAGACCUCCUGUGCCACCGGCGCCUGCACCAGGGCCAAGCAAAGCUACAGACGUGAAGGAGGACUUCAGCAAGAUGAAACAGCCUUCUCAGAUCCUCGUGCACACGUUUUACACCUCGAUAGAACCCUGGUUACGACCUUUCACGGAGGAAGAUGUGGGGUUCCUCGAGUACACCGCCGACGAAGUGACACCCUAUGUAAUGCCGAAGCUUGGACGUCAUUAUUCGGCGGUUUGGGAGGAAGAGGAUAUCGCUAUCUAUGGUGUUCCGCUUCCAGGUACCGCCGCAGCGCAGGCCAGUGCGCUCGCAAGUACUAGCGAUUGUGGCAAGCUCUUUCAGAAGAACGCGAAGUGGGAGCCGGCGACGCUCACGGAUGCGGACUCCAUCACGGAGGAGAAGGGUCACGGGCCUCUAACCGAACGGCUCAUCAGCGCACUUCUACCGAUGCCCGGCGAAGCGGUAUGGAACGGGGUCAAACAGGCUGAGGGUGCAAUGGAAGGGAGGUCUGGUGGAGGCGCGACAGCUGCCGCAGCUAGGGACAAGAUGACCAUAGCCGAUCUCGAGGAGCGAAUCAGGGAGAGUUUGAGGUGGCUUGGUGUACCGGAUGACGAACCCGUCACGGAUGACCCAGUUGACGACCCGAUUGCAACGGCGCUUAGGCAUGCGCAGCAACGGUUACGCGUCACAGUUGCCACCAACAAGGCCCGGAAGGCGAGGCUCGUGAACAUCGUGCGGGAUCGCUUGGGCUACCAAGAUUACGUCGAGAUGCGCGACGCCUUUGACCGGAACAUCGCCAACCUGUAUAACAAGUUACAGAAGAAGGAUGCACCGAAAGUGUCGAAGAAGAAGAGAGCGAAGAGCGAGCUAGCUGGCGCGAACGGGGAUGCGAAAGCGCCCGCUGUGGUUCCGCCUAGUCCCGCAGCGCUCGGGUUAGGUCAGGACGACAGGGCGGUACUGAACGUGCCGGAACAGCUCAUACAGCUCGUGAAGGCGCGGCGCCAGUGGGUUGACCAGAUCGGCCAUGUGUUCGAGGAAAAGGAGCGGGAGAGGAAGGGGACCAUCAUUGGCGUCCCCGAGAGGGAAAAGAGUGUGUUCGUCGGAGUAGUGGAUGAAGUUAGGGCGGAACUUGAGCGGGCGAAAAUGCUGCCGCCUGUCCUGAGAGAGAGCGCUCUGAAGGAUCCGAAAGGGAAGGGCAAAGCGGGAGCAUCCGGGGCUGAAGCGAUCUCGAGCACGAAUGCACCAUUACCGAAUGGCACCCCGAUGGAACUGGGAUAGGGCAGCCGUUCUUGGCGAUUUCCUUAAGAUUAUCGUUCUCUAUUUGCUUUUAUCACUGCUGGCGUUGUAGUUUUAUAAUCAACCCAACCCUCCGGAUACUGGUCACACCUUUCAAAUCACCAGGAUGCGGUCAC
This is a messenger RNA of Punctularia strigosozonata HHB-11173 SS5, 2162 nucleotides long. RefSeq lists its product as uncharacterized. Bases 151 to 2028 code for a protein of 625 amino acids. NCBI's taxonomy places the organism in Eukaryota, Fungi, Basidiomycota, Agaricomycetes, Corticiales, Punctulariaceae. Gene Ontology annotation, molecular function: transcription coactivator activity. Gene Ontology annotation, cellular component: SAGA complex. Gene Ontology annotation, biological process: regulation of transcription by RNA polymerase II. The record is from RefSeq and is a predicted model, not a curated record. The transcript has 5 exons.